Molecule: messenger RNA, 1359 nt
Organism: Lotus japonicus
Lineage: Eukaryota; Viridiplantae; Streptophyta; Magnoliopsida; Fabales; Fabaceae
Exons: 2
Coding region: 1-1359 (452 amino acids)
Biological process (GO): DNA integration
Molecular function (GO): nucleic acid binding; RNA-DNA hybrid ribonuclease activity
Source: RefSeq, a predicted model, not a curated record
AUGUCUCCAGAAGAGAAAAGCGACGAACCAGGUGAGUGGAGUUUAUCAGUUGAUGGUUCAUCCAAUGUCAAAGGCAGUGGUGCUGGAGUGAUCUUAGAAGGGCCAGGAGGCGUAACAAUUGAACAGUCACUCAAGUUUGAUUUUCAAGCGAGUAACAAUCAGGCAGAGUACGAGGCUAUAAUUGCAGGGUUAAGAUUGGCGAUCGAAAUGGGCGUACAAAGCAUCAGGAUCAAAACAGAUUCACAGAUAGUUUCAAGACAGAUUCAGGGAGAGUAUCAAGCCAAAGAUGCACAAUUGGCCAAGUACUUAGUGAAGGCUCAGAAUUUGAUGAAGCAGGUGGACAAAGUGCAGAUUAAUCAUGUUCCGCGAGAGGAGAAUACAAGGGCUGAUAUAUUGUCAAAGCUAGCAAGUGCCAAAAAGGUAGGGAAUAACAAAUCAGUGAUCCAGGAAGUUUUAAAUAGCCCAAGUAUUGAAAAUGAUGAGGUUAUGGCAAUUUCGAUGGCAAUAGAUCAAGAUUGGAUGGGCCGAAUCAAGUUGUGUUUGGAGGCGGAAGGAACUGACCUAUUUAUGUUUACUAAGGAUCAAAUUUGGGAAGCAAGUCAUUAUACUCUUUUGGGAGAUCAAUUGUACAUGAGAGGAGUAGGAGUCUCAUUGCUGAGAUGCGUUUCCAAGGAAGAGGCUGAAAGAAUUAUGUUUGAAGUACAUGAGGGAGUGUGUGCAAGUCACGUGGGUGGAAGAUCUUUGGCAGCGAAAGUGCUAAGAGCAGGAUUUUAUUGGCCAUCGCUAAGGUCAGAUUGUAUGGAAUAUGCAAAAAAGUGUGAAAAAUGCCAGAUAUAUGCAGAUUUACAUAGAGCAUCGCCGGAAGUCUUAAGUUCAAUGAGUUCAUCAUGGCCAUUUGCAAUGUGGGGCGUAGAUAUCUUGGGACCUUUCACUCCAGCAUGGUCACGAGUUAAAUUCAUCUUAGUUGCAGUGGAUUAUUUUACUAAAUGGAUUGAGGCAGAGAGUGUGAAGAAUUUUUGUGCAGAAAUGGGAAUUGAGAUGCGUUUUGCUUCAGUAGAGCACCCACAAUCAAAUGGACAAGUGGAGUCUGCGAAUAAAGUGAUUUUGAAUGGAAUCAAGAAGCGAUUGGGCGAAGUAAAAGGAUUAUGGGCUGAUGAAUUGAUCACGGUCGUUUGGGCAUAUAAUACAACGCCACAGUCUACAACUGGGGAGUCACCUUUCAAGUUAACUUAUGGAGUUGAUGCAAUGAUUUCAGUGGAAGUGCAGGAUGUGACUUUCAGGGUAGAGACUUAUGACGAAGAGCAGAAUGAUAUGAAUAGACUUGUUGAUUUGAAUUUGGCUGAUGAGACUCAUGCAUAA